CCUCCACGCAGACCAACACCUGCUGUUUCUAUAUCAGCCCCCUCGCCCACGGGUAGUCUGGCCAUGGCGAACCGCCUCGCCGCCCGCGGCAAGCCCACCGUUCUUUACCAGUGCCCGUCUCACUUUUGGAUCCACGUCUCCUCCCUGAGCGCCGCCGUCUUCUGUAUCGCCUAUGCCGUCUUCCAUUACUGGAACAGCGUCGUCCACCCGCCCGAAGGUCUGGCCUGGUACGUUCCGCACCUCUUCGCUGUCAUCUGCCUGACCAUGGUUUCCGCCGGCUUCUGGUUCCUCUACAGCACCGCGUUCAUUGUGAGGAGGAUCACCGCCAUCCCCAAGACCGCCGUGCCUGCCUCUUAUCUCCGCGCUGGCCCCGGCAAUACUAUGACCCCUGCCCGCCAGGCCUUACUCGCCGCCCUUCAGGAGAGCCCCGUCGCUCUGGAGUGCGAGAUGAGCAUGCUCGUGCCUUUCCUGCCCACCAAGAAGGUCAUCGCCGCCCCAAGUGAGGUGUGGCUGCCCUUCCGUUUCCAGGCAAUGCCCCUUGCCUCUGCUGCCCCGGCGGAGGCUGCAACUCCCCAGGGCGGAGGCGGCGUCAUGAGCAUGAUCACGAGGCCUUUCAAGGCUUUUGGGAGGGGCGUCAAUGGUGCAUUUCUGGGUCUGAGGAGGGGCUUAUUGAGGGAGGGAUUCGCCCCGAUCAAGGUGAAAGGGACACGAUAUAAAGUCGACAUUACGAGCGGGAACCUGUUCGAUAAGGGAAGAGCUGUGGAUGCUCUCCUCCCUUACCGCCCG
Molecule: messenger RNA, 786 nt
Organism: Cryphonectria parasitica EP155
Lineage: Eukaryota; Fungi; Ascomycota; Sordariomycetes; Diaporthales; Cryphonectriaceae
Exons: 1
Source: RefSeq, a predicted model, not a curated record